Messenger RNA from Hevea brasiliensis (rubber tree), 1275 nucleotides. RefSeq names its product heavy metal-associated isoprenylated plant protein 23. The record is from RefSeq and is a predicted model, not a curated record. Gene Ontology annotation, molecular function: metal ion binding. Bases 456 to 914 code for a protein of 152 amino acids. The transcript is spliced from 2 exons. NCBI's taxonomy places the organism in Eukaryota, Viridiplantae, Streptophyta, Magnoliopsida, Malpighiales, Euphorbiaceae.
UAAUUGGGGGCCACCACUGUUUUCAAUUUGAAUUAGAGGAAACUCCUGCCUAGACCUCGAUCUAUCAUAGAUUAAAGUUUAUGGAUUCAAAAUAUGGUUGACUGGAUUUGGGUAAGAUAAAUCCUUGAUGGAUGGAAAGGCCUAUAUAAGAAAUAGAACUCCGUUUAUAAGAAAAGAAAAGAAUCCAUUAUUGUUUGCAGGGAAGUUCCUAGUAACUUCUACUUGGUAGCUGCUCACUGGUGUAAUUUGUGUUCUGAUACUAUAAAUUGCCUUGCUUCCUUUCACAAACACAACCCUUUUGUCUCUGUUCCUUCCAUUCCUUGGUUUUUCCCUGGAAAUUACCAUCUGUUACUUUCUGUCAAGCUCUUAAAACUUGCUUGCAUUGGAAGUACUUUUGAUUCUGUAAUUGCAACAGAAGUCUCUUUUAGAUCCUUUUUUUUUCAUAAUACCAAAAAAUGGGGGUUGGAGGUACUUUUGAGUAUUUAUCUGAUUUGGUGGGAAGUAGUGGCCAUAAACACAAGAAGAAGAAGCAAUUACAGACUGUAGAGCUCAAGGUCAGAAUGGACUGUGAUGGCUGUGAGCUCAAGGUCAAGAAUGCCCUUUCUUCAUUAAGUGGAGUUAAAAAGGUAGAGAUAAACAGGAAACAACAGAAGGUUACUGUAACUGGGUAUGUCGAUUCAAACAAGGUAUUGAAGAAGGCCAAAUCAACAGGAAAAAAGGCUGAGAUUUGGCCUUAUGUUCCUUACAAUUUAGUGGCACAGCCUUACGUUGCUAAGGCUUAUGACAAGAAGGCACCUCCAGGCUAUGUCAGGAAUGUAGAAAGCACUGCAACUACGGGCACUGUAACCAGAUAUGAGGACCCUUACAUCUCCAUGUUCAGUGAUGACAACCCAAAUGCCUGCUCUAUCAUGUAAUGCACUCUGAACAAAAUAGUACAAUUUCUGUCUAUUUAUCUGCCUACUCUUCUCAUGAGUCUACCAGGACACCAUUGUAAAAUUCCCAUGUAUUUUUUUUUCUUUUUCAUUUUGUUUGGGAUUUUAAUAUUAUAUUUCAUGAAUGUAACCAGUGAGCAGAAUGGUGAGCUCAUGAAUGUUUUCUUGCUUUGCUCUCUGGUCUGGACCUGUUCUGGUUUUACCCAUUUUGGUCUUUUUGAAUGGUCCCAAUCAGUAUUCUGUAAUUUUGCUGGGAGUGGUUUCUGGUGGACCAAAUGCCAAAUUUUUUUAAAUUUGGGUUCAGGUAUUCGAUAGUGAAAUCUAAAUCCCGUGUUAUGACUUA